This is a messenger RNA of Conger conger (European conger), 1894 nucleotides long. RefSeq names its product chromodomain Y-like protein 2. The coding region runs from base 62 to 1537 and encodes 491 amino acids. The record is from RefSeq and is a predicted model, not a curated record. NCBI's taxonomy places the organism in Eukaryota, Metazoa, Chordata, Actinopteri, Anguilliformes, Congridae. Gene Ontology annotation, molecular function: transcription corepressor activity. The transcript is spliced from 7 exons. Gene Ontology annotation, cellular component: nucleus.
GAGCUAAAAAAGCUAGCAAGCCUGCCAAGCACAUUGCACAGUCCAAGUUCCGCAACCCAGCAUGGCUUCGGGAGACCUUUACGAGGUGGACAGAAUAGUAGACAAGCGGAAAAACAAAAAGGGGAAGUGGGAGUUCCUGAUCCGGUGGAAGGGCUACGGCAGCAACGAGGACACCUGGGAGCCGGAGCACCACCUCCAGCACUGCGAGGAGUUCAUCCACCAGUUCAACGCCCUGCACCUCCACAAGGACCGCCGGCCCCGGCAGGGCAAGCACGGCGGGGGGCCUCGCCUCCUCAGCCGAACGGCGCCCGGCGAGGCGGUCAGGGGCCGAGGGGAGCCGCGCAAGAGGAAAAAACCUGGCGCCUCCGGCCCGGCCGGCGGGCAGAAGCAGAAGAGGCUUGGGGCUGGCGGCAGGCCGGCCGCGGACAGGGUGACCAAAGCCAUGACCUACAGGAGCACGCCCGGCGGGCUGCAGUUUGUGUCCGUCAGGAAGCCGCACAACGGAAUACAGAACGGGGACCUGGACGCCCCUGCUUUCGGGAACGCCGCCGGAGCGCACAAAAUCCCAACCGACACUGUGGACCGAGUGUUGGAGCUCAACGUCAGCGAGACACCCAUCGUCAACGAAUUAGGAUCUACACUUUCGAAUGGUGGAAUUACUUUGCAUAGUUCUGUGAAGCGAAAACUGGUGGAAGAUAAGGGCUAUGUGUUUGACAAGAGGCUGAGGUACAGCGUCCGGCAGAACGAGAGCAACUGCCGCUUUCGGGACAUUGUGGUGAGGAAAGAAGACGGCUUCACGCACGUGCUACUAUCAAGCCAAACGUCUGACAACAAUGCACUCACUCCUGAGAUAAUGAAGGAGGUGAGCAGGGCACUGGGAAACGCAGCAGCAGAUGACAGCAAGCUGCUGCUCCUCAGUGCAGUGGGCAGCUACUUCUGUAGCGGGGUGGAUCCCUCCUACCUUAUAGGCCGGCUGUCCACGGACCGGCGGAAAGAGAGCAGCCGGAUUGCUGAGGCCAUACGGGACUUUGUGAAGGCGUUCAUUCACUUCAAGAAGCCCAUCGUGGUGGCGAUCAAUGGGCCGGCCCUCGGCCUGGGAGCCUCCAUCCUUCCACUGUGUGACAUAGUGUGGGCCAGCGAGAAGGCCUGGUUCCAGACCCCGUCAGCCUCCAUCCGCCUGACCCCGGCUGGCUGCUCGUCCUACACCUUUCCUCAGAUCCUGGGCGUGGCUUUGGCAAACGAGAUGCUGCUCUGCGGGAGGAAACUCACUGCCCAGGAGGCCUGCAGUCGGGGUUUAGUGUCCCAGGUCUUCUGGCCAACCACCUUCAGCCAGGAAGUGAUGUUACGAGUGAAGGAAAUGGCAAACUGCAGCGCUGUGGUUCUGGAGGAGUCCAAGUCCCUGGUGCGUAGCUUCCUGAAGUCUAUCCUGGAGGAGGUGAACGAGAGGGAGUGUCAGAUGCUGAAACAGAUGUGGAGCUCAACCAAAUUCCUGGAGUCUCUUUUCACCUACCUACAGGAAAAGGUCUAUGAUGUCUGAAUUCCAUUUGUCACCCAAAACAGCAGGGUCAUAUCUCUACAGCCCAAGUCAGGAACCUCUGGCAACCUGCAGAACACAUUCGAGAAGAUCUGAACAUGGCCUCCCACUUGUGCAAAUUACUGUGGCAAUAUUGGCAGGCGCACCCAACCGCCUGCCUCAGUGAGUGGUGUCUCCCCCUUAUGGCAGGGAGAGGAUGUACAGCAAAUGGAUGACGGGAGCUUGGGGCGGGACGUUCUGGGUGAGAGACGCUCCACCACCAAGGAAUAGCGCGAGAGCCCAUUUGAUACCAUGAUUACACCUGCUGACAUUUCCAUAGCUGGACACUCCAGCCCGGUGGUGUCCAUUCACUGCAUUCCA